This is a messenger RNA of Ostrea edulis (European flat oyster), 2453 nucleotides long. RefSeq names its product toll-like receptor 4. Gene Ontology annotation, molecular function: transmembrane signaling receptor activity; protein binding. Gene Ontology annotation, biological process: immune response; toll-like receptor signaling pathway; inflammatory response. Bases 21 to 2099 code for a protein of 692 amino acids. The record is from RefSeq and is a predicted model, not a curated record. The transcript has a single exon. NCBI's taxonomy places the organism in Eukaryota, Metazoa, Mollusca, Bivalvia, Ostreida, Ostreidae. Gene Ontology annotation, cellular component: membrane.
UCCUCUCCUUUCUGCUUUUAAUGGAAUACAAUGAAUCUCUCAACGCUCCGAAGAAUGUUCCAUGGGGCAAGUGCAUCUACAAUCCAUGUCGGUGUUACAGAAACUUCGCAUUAUGCAGCGGACUAAAUCUGACUUUCAUCCCGCGGUUUCCAGACAACAUUACCUAUCUCUAUAUGUAUAAGAACUGCUUGGGUCGGGUCAACAGAUCUACUUUCCUAAAUCUAACGAAUCCUUUGACGAGAAAAUCGAAAUUAGAGGUUCUUAUUCUUGUGAAAAAUAGAAUCAACACACUCUCAAACGACUCUUUUGCAGAUUUAAGUGACCUAACUCACAUUCAUAUUGAGGAUGAACAACAUUUAAGUGGGCAACAAUUUUCAGAAAGUUUUAAUUCACUCAGUCCGAAAUUAGUUAAGCUGAUAAUAAACAGGGUAAAUCUCACUUCCAUACCAGCCACAUUUUUCCAGGGACUAGAAAGCACCAAUGUCCUCAACAUUACUUUAGAGUCUAAUGCAAUAAAGACUCUCGACGGAAAUCUCUUCUCUCCAGUUACUUCUCUUCGCAAUCUGUCUCUCCACGGAAACAGGUUAAAAACGGAAACAACGAACUUCUCCCAUCUCAGCAACGUUGAAUAUUUGAAUCUUUCAAGCAAUUAUUUCAAUGUUUCUCCGAAUUUCUGCAAUUUCAACUUAAGUAGUUUGAAAAUACUUGACUUUCAGAGUAAUAAAUUCUCAACUUUUAAAGAGUUUAAAUGCCUGGAUAAUUUGGAAUAUUUGAAUCUGAAUAACCACGCAAUACGGACACUGUUCUCUAACACGUUCUCAAUGCUUCCAAAACUUAAAACACUUCACUUGAGCCAAAUGGCGGAACAACUGGAAUUUAUACAAAACAAUGCAUUUAACAGUUCUAGUCUUAAGCGCCUAUAUUUCAUAGACAAUGCAUUUCAUUUUUCUUUGUUUCCUCGAAACUUUUACCCACUUUUGAUUUUUGAAAAUACCCGUAAACUUCAAGUUUUAGAUUUGUCAAUGAAUUACUUUAAGGUGAAUGAAACGAUUUUUACACAAAUGUUGACCCCUCUCACAAAUUUAAAAUCUCUAAUCAUUGUGGAAUGUGUUCUAAGAUAUAUCCCACGUGGUCUUCUUAGAGUUUUGCCUCAGUUACGGGAACUAAUUCUGAGCAGGAACUCUAUAGAUGAAUGGAAUGGAUAUGAAGUAUUCGGAAAGUCAAAAACACUUCGAUACCUCGACCUUUCUGAUAACCGCAUCGUCACUGUAGAUGAAAAAUCCUUUCCGCCCGAUUUUCUACAAAGCAUAAGAUUCAUAAACCUAGGAAAUAACCCGUUCUCGUGUACCUGCAAAGAAGUACAAUGGUUUCAUGACUGGGCAAUAGACAAUAGACAGAAAAUAUGUCCGAAAACAGAAAUCUGUAAAACCAUACUCUGUGCAUCUCCUUCAAGCCUAAAGAAUAAAAUCAUCAUAGAAUUGACAGAAUCCGAAAUGUGUCCAUAUCCGGAGUAUGUAAAAGUCUUAAUAAUUAUCGGCUCAGUUUCUCUCUUCGUUCUUGUUAUUGCUCUCGUCGUCUACAAGGCACGGUGGCACAUUCGAUAUCUGAUUUACAUGUACAGAUUACGAAGGGAUGGGUAUGAAACCAUUGAAGAUAAGAGGGAUUUUAAUUACGACGCUUUCGUGGUUUAUGCAGAGGAGGACCAGGGCUUUGUACAUAAUACAUUGGUUCCAACACUCGAAGAGCGGGAGGGCUAUCAUCUGUGUAUUCAUAACCGAGACUUUCAAGUAGGAAAGCUUAUAGUAGACAAUAUAAUAACCAGCAUUCAAACGAGUCGAAAGAUCAUUGUUGUUUUAUCUAACAACUUUACAAAAAGUAAAUGGUGUGACUUUGAGCUAAUUAUCGUACAGAAUCGGAUGGUUUUGGAGCAGAAUAACAAUCUCGUUGUAAUUUUGAUUGACAAAAUUGAACCAAAGAACAUUACAACUCCAUUAAGGUUAAUUCUCUCAACCAUGACAUAUGCAAAAUGGCAAGCCCAAGGAACGGAAGAUGAAAAGGAAUCUUUUUGGAAUCAAAUCCGCGAUUCUUUGAGAAAAUAGCUUGACAUAACUUCAGUUUGAUACUUUUUGAUAUCAGAUCCUUUGCUUUCCUUACAAUGGAUUCUCAAAGAACUGUACAUGCAUUUUCAUAGCUUUUUUUAUUAUUAUUCUUUUCUUCUCAUCUGUGAAGAAAGUCUCGGUCCAAGUGCUGAGCUUGUUCCGUGUUGUGGAAUCUAGUGUAUCCGCGAAUGACAAAUAAGCCAUUUGUUCAGCGGAAGUAAUAACCUUUUUUGAUAAAAUCAUAAACAUUGAAAACAAAAUGAAGCAUCGACGAUGUCUGAAUACAGAAGAGAUGAUUAGGGGGGGGGGGGGGGGGCAAUGGAAAUUACACAUGCUAUUUUAUAUAAAUAACAG